Molecule: messenger RNA, 1241 nt
Organism: Haliotis rubra (blacklip abalone)
Lineage: Eukaryota; Metazoa; Mollusca; Gastropoda; Lepetellida; Haliotidae
Product: apoptosis regulator BAX-like
Exons: 6
Coding region: 146-760 (204 amino acids)
Biological process (GO): regulation of apoptotic process; extrinsic apoptotic signaling pathway in absence of ligand; intrinsic apoptotic signaling pathway in response to DNA damage
Cellular component (GO): mitochondrial outer membrane
Molecular function (GO): protein homodimerization activity; protein heterodimerization activity
Source: RefSeq, a predicted model, not a curated record
UUGUUUUUAUACAGCUGUGGAAAUUUCCCGGUGAAGUUGUCUGCAAGAGUUAGCUCCCCGGAAGUGAUCGGCGCUUUGACAAACUCAAAGUGGAGUGUGUGCCCUCCGUAAAUAUAUUUCAGUAAACUCAGUAUCUAUCGAUAAGAUGAGUAGAGAACGGUUUCAUCCACUAGCCAGAUCCAAACCACCAGUGGAUCGACACUUGAGUCGUGAUGACAUCACAAAUCAAGGCCGCUAUCUGCUCAACACCUUCAUCCAUGAUCGUAUGCAGCAGGAUGGAAUACAGCAUGCACCUGCGCUGGAUGAACUACAAGAACCAGGCACUCCUUGUGGCCCCCCUAUGCAGCACACAACAGAGAUAGCACGAGCCUUACGAUGUAUUGGAGACCAAUUGGAUGGAGACGUCAGGCUACAGAACCUGAUCAGCCAGGUCCCGCCAGAUGCACAGCGGAGCACGUUCCUCAACGUAGCCCAGUCCAUAUUCAGCGAUGGAGUGUUCAACUGGGGCAGAGUGGUGGCACUGUUCUAUUUUGCUUACAAGAUGGCUCUCAAGGCCUUGGAUAAGAUACCUCUAGUCCGAGCUAUCAUCAACUUGGUGAUAGACUUCCUGAGAGAAAAAGUAUCACAGUGGAUUAUAGACAGAGGUGGCUGGGAAGCCAUAGUGGAAUACUUUGGGACACCUAGCAAACAGGUACUGCUUGUCCUUGGCGCCGGAGUGGUUAUAAGUGGAGCUAUCUACCUCUGGAAAGGCUGGCAUUGAUAGUAUCUGUCGUUUUAGGUUUUUAUUCAAUUGCAGAUUUAACUGUGUCCAACCGAUUUCUUGUUUAUGUUUCCGUGACAGGUAGUUGUGGAAUGUAGACAGCCAGUUGGAGUCUGUGUGUCUCCAUGGUAACGGUAAAGAGGAAUUAACAUGUGUUGUCCUAUUCAUGAGAAUUUAUACAAAUCUGGCAUAAUUGGAUCCUUUUGUACUUUGUUUGCAGUAUUUAUAUUACAUUCUGAGAUUGUUAUAUUUUUAAUGUUGAAACUUAAAUGAAAGAUAUGAUGAAGAUGAACAGAGCUAGUGUCACACUAUACUGAACAACAAGAUAACAGCUAUUGAGCCAGCACAGCAGGUCCAUUUAUUAAAAGUGGUGCUCUUCACAGGGCCCUUGAGUAUGCCAGAAACCUACUGUCAUAGGUUGUAAUUACCGAAUCACCAUGAAUGAGAAUUUUGGUUCAGUAAUUACCAAAUCACCAUGAUU